GACUCCGCCGUCAAACAGAUCCUGCUCUCUCUCAACGAGAAGGAGGGCAACAGCUUCAUCAUCGAGGACCUGGACGACCACCACCUCGUCAUCAAGGCCGACGAGGAGUACCGGGUGCGUAGGGAGCUCGAGGCCGAGCUGGAGAAGAAUACGUACAGCUUGGAGGGGUGA
Molecule: messenger RNA, 171 nt
Organism: Gloeophyllum trabeum ATCC 11539
Lineage: Eukaryota; Fungi; Basidiomycota; Agaricomycetes; Gloeophyllales; Gloeophyllaceae
Exons: 2
Biological process (GO): nucleotide-excision repair, preincision complex assembly; transcription initiation at RNA polymerase II promoter; nucleotide-excision repair
Cellular component (GO): transcription factor TFIIH holo complex; transcription factor TFIIH core complex
Source: RefSeq, a predicted model, not a curated record